Messenger RNA from Brassica rapa (field mustard), 3180 nucleotides. Its product is annotated as regulator of telomere elongation helicase 1 homolog. NCBI's taxonomy places the organism in Eukaryota, Viridiplantae, Streptophyta, Magnoliopsida, Brassicales, Brassicaceae. The record is from RefSeq and is a predicted model, not a curated record. Gene Ontology annotation, biological process: telomeric loop disassembly; regulation of DNA-templated transcription; negative regulation of t-circle formation. Gene Ontology annotation, cellular component: nucleus. Gene Ontology annotation, molecular function: hydrolase activity, acting on acid anhydrides, in phosphorus-containing anhydrides; DNA binding; ATP binding.
GGCGGGAAAAUCAGACAAGAGCCGCGUCUUCUCCUUCCCCGGAGAUUUUAGCCCUUUUCGUCUCCUCUCUCACAAUCACAAGCUCCGUUACCGCUUGGUUCCCGGAAUCCGACGAGGGCUCCUUAGCAUAGGGGAAGAUAGAGAAAGAAGCAAAACAAAAAUGCCCGCUUACAGCAUCAGAGGAAUCAAUGUCGAUUUCCCAUUCGAGGCCUACCCUUCUCAGAUCACUUACAUGGACAGAGUCAUCGAGUCCCUCCAAAACAAAUGUCACGCGCUCCUGGAGAGUCCUACUGGAACUGGGAAAACGCUUUGUCUUCUCUGUGCGACCUUAGCCUGGAGGAAGAGUCUCGGCAGUUUCUCUACCCGUAAGGAUCGUAACAACGAUUCAGACCCGCAAAUGUCCCAAUCCGGAGGUUAUCCUACAAUAGUUUAUGCGUCUCGGACUCAUAGUCAGCUCCGCCAAGUCAUCAAAGAACUUAAAAGAUGCAGUUACAGGCCUAAGAUGCUGGUGCUUGGAUCACGUGAGCAGUUAUGCGUUAACGAGGAAGUGAAUUCACUCCGAGGAAAGGCGCUCUCUAAUGCUUGUCAUUACCUUUGCAAAAAGCGUGGUAAACGCCAAUGUAACCAUUUCAAUCGCGUUCCAGAUUAUUUGAAGAAUAACUCUCAUAUUGGUGACGAACCUGUUGACAUUGAGGAUUUGGUCAAUAUUGGGAAAGGUUCUGGGCCGUGUCCAUAUUAUAUUACAAGAGAGGUUCACAAAGACGUGGACAUCUUAUUUACACCUUACAACUACUUGAUCAGCAAUGCGUAUAGAAAGCAUCUGAAGGUCGACUGGAAUAGUAGCGUCCUCAUUUUUGAUGAAGCUCACAAUCUAGAAGGUAUAUGCGCAGACUCAGCUUCGUUUGACCUUCCUUCUUUUCAUUUAUCGGCUUGCAUUACCGAGGCACAAGAAUGUGUAGAACUUGCGUCAGCAAGAAGGGGUUCAUUAAACGAUGGGUCCACGAACCCUGAGAAUUUUGCUAUACUUAAAGGACUUCUUUUAAAGCUGCAGGAACUGAUUUCUAAAGUGCCAAUUCCGAAAAGGGACGAGGGGUUUACCAAGCCUGGGCCAUACAUGUACGAAAUGCUUAAAGGCCUUAACAUCACUCACGAAACUGCUCCUAAACUCAUUGAUACAGUCGAGGAGGCUACGGUGCUUCUUGAUGAGGAGAAACAACGAACAGGGACCAACACUGGAAGCAAACUAGAAGUCAUUGUUGACAUGCUUAAACUGAUCUUUAGAGAAAAUGGAAGUAGCCAUGCUGAUGUUUAUCGUGUUCAUAUCCAGGAGCAUGAGCAAAAUCCUACUGAUAUAAUAAAAGGCAAGGUAUCAAGAACGCUAAGUUGGUGGUGUUUCAAUCCUGGGAUCACCAUGCAGGACAUAGCAAAAAAAGGUGUUGGGACUAUCAUUUUAACAUCGGGAACUUUAUCUCCCAUGGAUUCACUGGUUCAAGAACUAAAAUUAGACUUUCCUAUUCGUUUGGAGAAUCCCCAUGUUAUAUCCUCAAAUCAGCUAUGGGCUGGAGUUGUAAGCACUGGUCCCUCAGGGUGUGUUCUUAAUUCUAGCUACCGAAAUCGUGAUGUGCCGGAGUACAAACAAGAACUUGGGAAUGCUAUUGUUAACUUUUCUCGAGUCGUACCUGAUGGACUUCUGGUCUUUUUCCCAUCCUAUUACCUUAUGGACCGUUGCAUUGCAUUUUGGAAAGAUGGGAGUCACAGAAACUCGAUGACAAUAUGGGAAAGAAUCUGCAAACUGAAGAAACCUGUCAUUGAACCUAAAGACUCUUCCCUCUUUCCUGCUGCAAUGCUGGAUUUUUCAAAGAAAUUGCAAGACAGAUCAAUUUCCGGUGCGGUGUUUUUUGCCGUUUGUCGUGGAAAGGUCAGUGAAGGACUAGAUUUUGCUGAUGGCGCUGGCAGAGCUGUUGUCAUUACUGGGUUACCUUAUGCCAGGGUCACCGAUCCUAAGAUUAAACUGAAACGAGAGUUUCUGGAUGAACAAUCACAAGUUUCAGAUGUCAAGAGAUCAACCAUUCUAUCUGGAAGCAUGUGGUACAGUCAAGAAGCCGCACGGGCUGUGAAUCAGGCAAUUGGACGUGUUAUCCGCCAUCGCCAUGAUUAUGGAGCUAUCAUUUUCUGUGAUGACAGAUUUGAACAGCCGUCCCAGCAGUCCAAGAUAUCCCUUUGGAUACGACCUUAUGUCAAGUGCUACCCAAGAUACGGAGAGGUCAUUUCCGACCUUGCUCGAUUUUUCCGGAUAGAGAGAUCAAAUUUUCCCGCAAGUCUUGUAACAGAACAAGAAUACGAUAUAGUUUCAACUUUAUUACCAAAGGUGUCAACCAAGGAUGCUCCUUCACCAACCGCUGGUAUUAGUAAUGUGAAGAACGCUGGCGUCGCAAGAAAUGAGGUGAGUAGAGUGGAAGCACUUCCUCCUGCAAAUAGGGCUUCACCGUCGGAGUUUGUUAAAUGGAAAGGCUUGACCAUCCUACAGCGCAAGAGCAAGAUGCCUCGCAUUGUAAAGGGAGAGGUUAUGCAAGCUUGUUCUUCAGUGAAGGCUAAAUUAGUGGAAAUAAGUGACGAGGAGACUCCAGUAGAGAGGACAACAUGUGAAGUAGUUGAUCUAGAAUGCGACAAGCAGACUUGUCAAAUUGCAUCGAGCAACAACUGUUUCAACACAAUGGGGCUAGUGAAAAAGCGAAAGAUUCCAGAGAGUCAGGGAAGUGGUGCAUCGUCCUCAGUGUUGAAAGAGAAAGGGAGUGGAGGUGGUGGUGGUGAUAAAAAGGAAGCAAGUGCAUCUGCAUUUUUGAGUCAAGUCAAAGAAAAGCUAAACGCAGAAGAAUACAACAAGUUCAUUGGAUACAUACAAGCAUUGAAAAAGAAAGAGAUAAAAAUAGCAAGCGUGAUGGAAUCCAUUGUGCAACUGUUCUAUGGGAAAGAGAGAGAUCAUCUACUCAUGGGAUUCAAAGACUUCGUGCCAGUAAAAUAUCGUUCUGCAUAUGAGGAAUGCAUGAAAACGACGAAGAGAGAUGCCUUAUGAUCAUCUUUUUGUAUUAAAGUCAUGGUUGAAUAGUGUAAUUACUUUCUAUCAAUACUAUUAAAAGGAAAAUAGUUUUAAUAAAUCUACUUAAAAAGUUGUUUGGAUCA